Molecule: messenger RNA, 1705 nt
Organism: Vicia villosa (hairy vetch)
Lineage: Eukaryota; Viridiplantae; Streptophyta; Magnoliopsida; Fabales; Fabaceae
Exons: 2
Coding region: 77-1390 (437 amino acids)
Biological process (GO): biosynthetic process
Cellular component (GO): cytoplasm
Molecular function (GO): pyridoxal phosphate binding; L-kynurenine:2-oxoglutarate transaminase activity
Source: RefSeq, a predicted model, not a curated record
UACCAUAAACGGCACUGUCAAGACCAAACAUUUAGUCAGAAAGGAAUCAAAUUCCAAUUAUUAAUACUAUAGUAUUAUGCAGCUCUAUAACAUCCCUUGCUCCACACACUCCCUCUUCAGAUUCGUACCCUCCCCAAAAUUGUUACGCUUUUCUAAUCAUUUCAACACCCCCUCUUUCUCCAAACCUCUCAUUGCCGCCGCCGCCAUGUCCUCCGUUUCCACCGAGACUCCGCCUCUGCAGGUUGCAAAGCGGUUAGAGAAGUUCAAAACAACAAUUUUCACCCAAAUGAGUAUGCUUGCCAUCAAACAUGGAGCCAUAAACCUUGGUCAGGGUUUUCCUAAUUUCGAUGGUCCGGAAUUCGUAAAGGAAGCAGCAAUUCAGGCAAUCAGAGAUGGGAAUAAUCAGUAUGCAAGGGGUUAUGGAGUUCCAGACCUCAACAUUGCCAUUGCUGAGAGGUUCAAGAAAGAUACUGGAUUAGUUGUGGACCCUGAAAAGGAAGUUACUGUUACGUCUGGGUGCACAGAAGCAAUUGCUGCAACUAUUUUAGGAUUGAUUAAUCCCGGCGAUGAGGUUAUUGUGUUUUCUCCUUUUUAUGAUUCUUAUGAAGCCACUUUAUCCAUGGCUGGUGCAAAAGUGAAAGGCAUUACUUUGAGCCCUCCAGAUUUUGCUCUCCCGAUUGAAGAGUUGAAGUCCGCCGUCUCAAAGAAUACCCGAGCCAUUCUUUUAAAUACCCCUCACAAUCCUACUGGAAAGAUGUUCACUCGAGAGGAGCUCAAUGCCAUUGCAUCUGUUUGCAUCGAGAAUGAUGUUUUGGUGUUUAGUGAUGAAGUUUAUGAUAAGUUGGCAUUUGAUUUGGAACACAUUUCUAUUGCUUCUUUGCCUGGAAUGUUCGAGCGGACGGUGACAAUGAACUCGUUAGGGAAGACAUUCUCUUUGACUGGAUGGAAAGUCGGCUGGGCCAUAGCACCUCCACACUUAUCAUGGGGACUGCGACAGGCGCAUGCUUACCUCACUUUCGCAACCACAAAUCCAAUGCAGCGGGCUGCUGCAGUAGCUCUAAGGGCACCAGAGUCGUAUUACACUGAACUGAAGAGGGAUUAUAUGGCAAAGAGAGCUAUUUUGGUUGAAGGGUUGAAGGCUGUUGGCUUCAAGGUAUUCCCGUCUAAUGGAACAUACUUUGUGAUUGUAGAUCACACCACUUUUGGACAUGAAAAUGAUGUUGCAUUUUGCGAAUAUCUUGUUAAGGAGGUAGGAGUGGCGGCCAUUCCUACCAGUGUGUUUUACUUGAAUCCAGAAGAGGGAAAGAAUCUAGUCCGGUUUACUUUCUGCAAGGAUGAAGGAACUCUUAGGGCUGCUGUUGAGAAGAUGAAGGAAAAGCUUAGAAAAUGAUCUUUAUUUUAUGAUCAUGUCAAUGUCAUGUGUUGUAGUUGGUUAUUUGGAAGAAAUUUACUUUUCCAGAAACUCAAAUGUAGGUAGGUUUGUAAUAACUUGCUAUUGAUUAGCUCAGCCGUCGCAGUCAUUAGCAACAACUUAUCCGCUACGAUUGCGAUUUUUCCCCUGAAACUUAAUGUUAUGAUGGCUAUGUUGUUUUCAAUGAAUAAUAGUUUGAAGGGGUAUAUUUCGAAUGCAAUCAUGAGAAAACACCCAGGACAAAUGUAUCAUUUAGCAUCCAGUUUGUGGCAAUAAAGAUCAUUUUGAUGGUAA